AUGACAGCUGGUCCGCUCCCUUCAUAUGCUGCAACAACAAUCKGCAGAGCAAKUUACAAGCUGAACGAAASAGAGAAGGAAAGAAUUUCUAAGUUGUUAGAAAUUGCAUAUGUUGUUGCAAAAGAAGAACUUCCAUUUACAAAGUAUGUUCAAAUUGCUAAAUUGGAGAAAAAACAUGGAGUUGAUUUGGGAGUUACCUACCUGAACGAUCAUGCAUGUGCAGAAUUUAUUGACUCCAUUGCAGAAGUGUAUGAAGAAGAGUUAAAUCAGUUGCUGCAAAAGAAAGUCCACUACAUUUCAAUUUUGGUUGAUGGCAGCACAGAUUCAAGUAACACAGAGAAAGAACUGAUUUACAUUCUAUAUCUGGAUCCUGUGCAAGGAAAACCAAAGAUCAGAUUUUUUUCACUUAAAAAGGUUGACCAUGCUACAUCUGAAGGAUUGCUUGAAACAAUAAGAAAUGCACUAAAAGAUCAUGGUAUACCUUCACUAAAGGAACACAUUGUGGGACUUGGGGCUGAUGGAGCAUCAAUCWACUCUGGAUUAAGGGGAGGACUUGCCACUCUUAUGAAAAAUGAGGGCAUUGAUUGGCUAGUCCCAGUUCACUGUGUGAGUCAUAAACUUGAGCUGGCCAUAGCGGAUGCUCUGAAGCCAACAACAGUGUUUUCUGACAUUAAUGAUAUGAUUGUUAAAGUGUACUACUUAUACAAAAACAGCCCAAAGAAGAUGAGACAGCUCAAAGGGUUAGGAGAAGCUUUGGAAAUGUCAGUAUCUCCACCACUCAAAGCCCAGGGUACUAGGUGGCUGGAACAUAAAAUACGAGCAUUAAGUUGGAUAAGUAAGAACUAUGGCCUUCUCAUUACUCACCUCAGCCAUAUGAGUGAAGAUACCACAUACAAAAGCACAGACAGGGCAAAGUUCAAGGGAAUGUAUGAUAAAUACAGGAAUGCCAAGUUUCCAUUGUAUGUGGAAUAUUUUUUAGAGGUGUUAACACCAGCAGCUGAGCUCAGUCUCCAUUUUCAGCAUGAAACUAUAGAUGUUGUUGGUGCAAUCCAAGGGCUCAAGCACUUUUUCAGGAUCAUGAAAAAAGUUAAGAGCGACUGUCCACUAAUAUCGAGCCAAAUCAAGAAUCGGCGGCAACAGUGA
Molecule: messenger RNA, 1143 nt
Organism: Actinia tenebrosa (Australian red waratah sea anemone)
Lineage: Eukaryota; Metazoa; Cnidaria; Anthozoa; Actiniaria; Actiniidae
Product: zinc finger protein 862-like
Molecular function (GO): protein dimerization activity
Source: RefSeq, a predicted model, not a curated record